Messenger RNA from Anopheles maculipalpis, 2472 nucleotides. RefSeq names its product protein transport protein Sec23A (gene Sec23). The record is from RefSeq and is a predicted model, not a curated record. Gene Ontology annotation, cellular component: endoplasmic reticulum exit site; COPII vesicle coat. Gene Ontology annotation, biological process: COPII-coated vesicle budding; COPII-coated vesicle cargo loading; intracellular protein transport. Gene Ontology annotation, molecular function: GTPase activator activity; zinc ion binding. The transcript has 4 exons. NCBI's taxonomy places the organism in Eukaryota, Metazoa, Arthropoda, Insecta, Diptera, Culicidae. Bases 109 to 2445 code for a protein of 778 amino acids.
AAUUUCGAGCAUGUUAUAAGUGUAAAAUAGUGGAACAGUUGUGUAUAAAUUCCGUUUUAAAUAAUUUAAGAGUGUCGUACAUUGUUUUCGUUUGAAAGAACGGACACGAUGACGACGUACGAGGAGUUUAUUCAGCAAAACGAAGACCGCGAUGGUAUCCGCUUUACGUGGAACGUUUGGCCUUCGAGCCGUAUCGAUUCCACGCGUCUAGUUGUACCACUCGGCUGUCUCUACCAACCACUAAAAGAACGUCCGGAUCUGCCUCCGAUUCUGUACGAUCCGGUCGUCUGUACACGCGCAACCUGUCGGGCUAUAUUGAACCCGCUCUGUCAGGUGGAUUACCGGGCGAAACUGUGGGUGUGUAACUUUUGCUUCCAGCGCAAUCCCUUCCCACCCCAGUAUGCGGCCAUCUCGGAGCAGCAUCAGCCGGCCGAAUUGAUCGCCGGGUUCAGCACGAUUGAGUACACGAUUACCCGCGCACCAUGCAUGCCACCGGUGUUUCUAUUCGUCGUCGAUACGUGCAUGGACGAGGAGGAACUAACAGCACUGAAGGAUUCGCUCCAGAUGUCACUCAGCUUGCUACCGGCUAAUGCACUCGUGGGACUGAUUACCUUCGGCAAGAUGGUGCAAGUGCACGAGCUCGGUACGGAAGGUUGCUCAAAAAGUUACGUGUUCCGCGGCACGAAGGAUCUGAAUGCGAAGCAAAUACAGGACAUGUUGGGUAUUGGGCGUGUUCCCGGUCCCCAGCAACCGGGCCAGCAGCAACAAGCGAUGCGAGGUACGGCAGCGGCCCCUGUUCCACCGGCAAACCGAUUCCUUCAACCACUGCACAAAUGCGACAUGGCACUUACCGAUCUGCUCGGUGAAUUGCAGCGUGACCCAUGGCCGGUACCGCAAGGCAAACGGUACCUCCGUUCGACGGGGACCGCUCUCUCGAUUGCGGUAGGUCUGCUAGAGUGUACCUACCCGAACACCGGUGGUCGUAUCAUGCUGUUCGUCGGUGGUCCUUGCUCCCAGGGUCCGGGUCAAGUGGUGGACGAUGAGUUGAAGCACCCGAUCCGUUCGCAUCACGACAUCCAGAAGGACAACGCAAAGUUUAUGAAGAAAGCGAUCAAACACUACGAAUCGCUAGCGCUACGCACGGCCACCAACGGUCACUGUAUCGAUAUUUACUCGUGUGCCCUCGACCAGACCGGCCUGAUGGAGAUGAAGCAGUGUUGCAACUCAACCGGUGGUCACAUGGUGAUGGGCGAUUCGUUCAACUCGUCACUGUUCAAACAAACGUACCAGCGCGUGUUUGCCGCCGAUCAGAAGGCCGAACUCAAGAUGGCAUUCAACGGCACGCUAGAGAUCAAGUGUUCGCGUGAGUUAAAAAUUGAGGGUGGCAUCGGAUCGUGUGUAUCGUUGAACGUGAAGAAUGCGUCCGUUUCGGACACGGAAAUCGGUAUGGGUAAUACGGUCCAGUGGAAGCUGUGCACCAUGACUCCCAACACGACGAUGGCAUUCUUCUUCGAGGUGGCCAAUCAGCAUGCGGCUCCCAUUCCGCAGGGUGGACGGGGAUGUCUCCAGUUCAUUACACAGUAUCAGCAUUCCAGCGGACAGCGGCGUAUUCGUGUGACGACCGUCGCACGCAGCUGGGCGGACGCGACCGCUAAUUUGCUUAUGAUCAGUGCCGGGUUCGAUCAGGAAGCGGCCGCCGUACUCAUGUCCCGAAUGGUUGUGUAUCGUGCGGAAUCGGACGAUGGUCCCGAUACGCUGCGCUGGAUCGAUCGUCAGCUGAUCCGCCUGUGCCAGAAGUUUGGCGAGUACGGCAAGGAUGAUCCGAACAGUUUUCGGCUGGCGGAAAACUUUUCACUCUUUCCACAGUUCAUGUACCAUCUGCGCCGCUCGCAGUUCCUGCAGGUGUUUAACAACAGUCCGGACGAGACGACCUUCUACCGGCAUAUGCUGAUGCGCGAGGAUCUGACGCAAUCGUUGAUCAUGAUCCAACCGAUUCUGUACUCGUACUCCUUCAAUGGGCCACCGGAACCGGUGCUGCUUGAUACGUCCUCCAUCCAACCAGACCGGAUACUGCUGAUGGACACGUUCUUCCAGAUACUCAUCUUCCACGGUGAGACGAUCGCGCAGUGGCGCAAAGACAAGUACCAGGACAUGCCGGAGUACGAAAACUUUAAGCAGUUGUUGCAAGCACCGGUAGACGAUGCGCAGGAAAUUUUGCAAACCCGCUUCCCAAUGCCACGGUACAUCGAUACGGAGCAGGGUGGUUCGCAGGCUCGGUUCCUCCUGUCGAAGGUGAAUCCUUCCCAAACCCACAACAACAUGUACGGUUACGGGCAGAUGGCGGUACCGAGUGCGGACGGUGGUGCACCCGUGCUUACGGACGACGUUUCACUACAAGUGUUCAUGGAGCAUCUGAAGAAAUUGGCCGUGUCGUCCACAACCUAAAUGUGGUGUGUGUUUAACGGACGGACA